Messenger RNA from Paraglomus occultum, 1865 nucleotides. The record is from the annotation of a GenBank genome assembly. Lineage: Eukaryota; Fungi; Glomeromycota; Glomeromycetes; Paraglomerales; Paraglomeraceae.
AUGGCAUUGAGCGUAGAUGCUCUGAACUCCCACUUACACUCAAUCGUUACUAAAGAAGACUAUGCAGAGACUCUUAUAAAAUCAGAUACAUUCUCAUUGAUCCUUCAGACAUUUGGUUCACCAUCAUCCACAGAACAAUCCAAAUCAAUUGCCUCUGUGAUAAUCUCAAAAUUAUUCGAGAAACCUUCAGACGCACUCACUCGUCGCUGUGAAGAUAUAAUAAACAAAUGGCUCGAAUCAACCGAAAAACAAGACAAACUCUUUGCAUAUAAUGCGCUCGCGACCCUAUUCCAAGUAAAUGCGCAGACCGGUGCUAACAUUCUGAAUAAAGAGGGGUUGUUGGAAGAUAUUGAAGAUUGUAUUGAAUUCGAAUCUGACGACGUUAAAUUAGCAAUGGUGGAAACGCUUUCACAAGCGUGUUCUCACAAUAAUAGUAGGGUAACGGUUGGAGUCAAGCUUAGUAACUGUCUGUCGAAUAUGGUUAACAGCAGCAAAGACGAGAGAAUAAAAAUGGCGGCAUCGGUGGCGCUAACGAAAAUUCUUUUGGAUGCCAAGGCAUCUAAUAAAGCUGAACCAAGUUCCAAUCAGGAUUCUAACAUUACUAGCGAGAAAUUAACUCAGUUGUUCCAGAAUCUUGUUAUCGAUACCGACUCGAACGACCAAGCACGCGCUAAUGCUGUUGAAGGAUUGGCAUAUGCCAGUCUGAAGCCAUCAGUAAAAGAAUUGAUUACAAAUCACCCGACGCUUCUAAAGGUGCUCUUUAGUUUAGUCAAGCUGUCUGACACUCCGAAAACUGCUAUUAACUAUGGUAUAGCAGUCAUCAUGGCAAAUAUUACGGCAUAUCGAAAGAAACUAACAGAAUCAGAAGAGCAAGCUCUUAGACUACGCAAGCUCGCUGGCGAGAGAACCACAAUAGAUCCAGAUCCAUUGGAAUCUGAUGAAUACGUGACAAGUCGAUGUAAGAAAGUGAUGACAUUAGGAGGGAUUCCCGUUCUGAAUACAUUGGCAAAGACAGCUAGCCAGUCGACUGUUCAAUUAGUUGCGCAAUCCUUUCUGAAUCUGGCUACUGACCAAACGAAUCGAGGUUUAAUCGUCCAACAAAGCGGCGCUAAAACAUUAACGUCAAUUCUUUCAAAGUCUACCAGCGAGAAUGUAUUAACGCCGGCAACACAAGCACUAGCAAAGAUUGCGAUUUCAUUGGAUCCAAGACUCGCAUUUCAUAGUACUAAUGCAUCGGAUCUCGUUCGUCCUUUCCUCAAUUUAUGCAAAAAUGAAAAUGAAUUAUGCCAAUUUGAAUCUUUAAUGGCGCUCACAAAUUUAUGCAGCGUUGAUGAUGCAUUACGACAGCGCAUAUACACCUUGAAAGGAAUACCCGUGAUUGAAAACCUGCAAUUUUCAGAUAACACGUUAGUCAGACGUGCGGCCACGGAAUGUCUUUGCAAUUUGAUGUUUUGCGAACCUGUCGUUGCACUUUAUAGUACGCCGUCCACGGCAUCAAACAGAAUCCAAAUCAUGCUUGCUUUAUCUGACGUCGAUGACUUUGAGACACGUCGAGCUGCCAGUGGAGCGUUGGCCAUCCUGUCCAGUAAUCCGGAUGUAUGCCAGAUGAUUGCUGAUCGACCGAGAGGAGUUGAUGUCGUGUUGGACUUGUUGAAUGACGAGUCGCCAGAGCUGAUGCAUCGGGCAGCGGAGAUAUUUAGGAAUAUGGCAAUGUUGGAAGGGGCGGUUGAGAAAAUGGUGCAGAAGGGCGUGCACGAGAGAUUUAUCACAUUGCUAAAGGAGUGCAAAGAUGAAGGUGUGGUCGGCACUGCUGCUGAGGCUUUGAGGGAAAUUGGAAAGUAUGCUGGGUUGCAAGUUGGGGACAA